ACUUUUUAUACACAACUAAAGCCUAUAGUAAUGACUUGAAAAACAGCCCAAAUGUCAUACAAACCCAUAUGAGUUGUAAAUGCAUUGAAUAUACGACAGUAUUUUUAUAGCAUUUAUUUGUAUGACAACAAUGUUUCCAUCGUUUUCAUGGAUUAUCACCACUUUAUUUACCGUUUAUAUUUUGCAUUCAAUGCAUACCAUCUAUAAGUUGUAUAAUCCGGAAGAAUGCAAUCCAAAGACCGAUCACUGUUUGGAUCCGUCUUACACUCGCAAUGACAUCUUUACUAUAUUUCUCUGCACAUCACUCGAUGAACAUCCGUUGGCUAAAGACAUGACUUGUAUUCAUCAAAAUAAUGACUUUUCAUUAAUCAAAGAACAAAAACUUUCCCUAUCUGUGUCACUGCCGGCACAGACACUACGGAACGGUUCACUGUAUUUGCACGCAGUAUUGACACCUUUAAAGAGAGAUAAGUUAAGUCGUGAAAUAAUUUUGCACAGAAGCACAUCCACUGCCACCAUAACAGUGACUAAAUAUGCCAUAAAAGAAAGCGAAACAUUUAAUUUACUGAACGCACCGAAAAUACAGUCAAAAGUGUCUGAAAGGAAAGGAAAAACUCGUGACAAUCGUGUGGUCACUCAUUGGAAACCAAAGAUUACUUUGAAUAUCAUUUCAGAACCGAUUUCAUUGUCUCGGAGAGCACUUCCUGGAGAGAUCACUCAUCUCUUAAAACUCAAUGAAAGGACUCAAUAUUUACCGAUUUUAUACAUUAGUGAAUUGAGACAAAGGGUUAAAGAUUUAUGGCCUGUAAACUCGUCUCAUCCGGUGCUGCCAUUGGAAGUGGUUUACGAACCGACUGCUAUCGGAAAACUAAGAUUUAUGUUAAUAAUAGAGUCUUCACUGAAUUCAAUGCAUAAAAUGGGUUUCACUGAAUCCGAUUCCGAUGACAUCAAAGGAAUAUUCUUUGACACAAAUAUUUAUUUAUUGCUUUUAACUAUUUUUAUUACAUCAUUUCAUGUUUUAUUUGAUUUCUUGGCGUUUAAAAAUGAUAUCCAGUUUUGGAGACAACGAAAGUCUAUGGAAGGCCUAUCCUUUAGUUCAUUGUUGUGGAGAUGUGUCUCACAAUUUGUGAUAACAUUAUAUUUAAUGGAAAACAAAACUUCAUAUUUAGUAUUAAUUCCGUCGGCUAUCGGAACUGUGAUAGAGUUGUGGAAACUAAAGAAGGCCUUAAAGAUUGAAAUAAAAGGUUUUAAAGUAUUUUUCAAAUCUCGUACUGAAGCUGAGUUGAAGACUGAUUCCUAUGAUUCGACUUUUAUGAAAUACUUGUCAAUAUAUGUAUUGACACCUCUGGUCAUCGGAGGUGCCAUAUAUUCAAUAGUUUAUACACAACACAAGUCCUGGUAUUCAUGGUUGAUCCAAAGCGCUGCUAACGGUGUUUAUGCGUUUGGUUUCUUGUUUAUGUUACCACAACUUUUCAUAAAUUAUAAGAUGAAAUCAGUGGCUCACUUGCCGUGGAAGGCAUUCAUGUAUAAAGCUUUCAAUACUUUUAUUGACGACUUGUUUGCAUUCCUCAUAACAUCGAUUCCUACGGCACACAGAGUGGCGGCUUUUCGCGAUGACGUUGUCUUUAUUAUAUAUCUUUAUCAGCGAUGGCUAUACCCGGUCGACAAAAAUCGAGUUAAUGAAUAUGGAGAGACCACUGAAGAGAAAAAAACUAAGUAAUUACA
This is a messenger RNA of Oppia nitens, 1725 nucleotides long. Its product is annotated as lipid scramblase CLPTM1L-like. The transcript is spliced from 10 exons. The record is from RefSeq and is a predicted model, not a curated record. Gene Ontology annotation, cellular component: endomembrane system; membrane. NCBI's taxonomy places the organism in Eukaryota, Metazoa, Arthropoda, Arachnida, Sarcoptiformes, Oppiidae. The coding region runs from base 122 to 1720 and encodes 532 amino acids.